CUUGCGAAUCUUCGUCCCUCGCCCAGCACCUCCAUCGCCGCCUGCGUAUAUAGAGAGCGAUACCGGAGGACCCAGAUCCGCGUUCUCUCCCCUUCAUCGGCAAAUUUCGCACAUUCUCACCUCUCGAACAUGGCUCGCGUAUCCCUCCUCGCCGUCGUACUGGCCCUCGCUUUGGCCCUAGCGCCCGCCAAUGCCUUCUGGAUCCUGAGCCACCACCCUCUCGUCUCGGAGCGUCUUGAUAUGAUCGUCAGCCCCGGCGCUCUUUCUGGCCACACUCACACCUUUGUAGGUUCUGCAGCUGUGACAGUCGGUCAGAACAACAGCGACUACUGCACAACAGCCCCCGUCAAGGCAGACUUGAGCAACUACUGGACACCACAGCUUUACUACUACCGGGGUGAUUCGAACACGUUCGACUCGGUCCCCCUCGGAAGUGUGAAUACAUACUACCUCAACCGUGGUGGGCCCAAAAUGGGAGAGAACUCUUCCCUGCUGCACCCUUUCCCCAAAGGUCUGAAGAUGCUCGCCGGUAGUGCCACAGCCUAUGAUGGCCCCCUUGCCGACUCUACCGCCGCCAAGGCCGUCAGCUUCGUCUGUCUCAACUACACCGAAGGAACUGGCAGCCCACAGACCACGACGCUGCCUUCGGGUCCUUGCCUGGACGGUAUGCGCGCUCAGAUCAUCUUCCCUUCCUGCUGGGACGGUGUCAACCUGGACUCUUCCAACCACCAGUCUCACGUCGCCUACCCCAUCAAUGGUCAACCAGACACCGGCGACUGCCCCACCACGCACCCAGUCAAGUUCAUGACCCUCUUCUACGAAUUCAUCUACAACACUGGCUCGCUGCAGUCUGUUUCCAAUGGAACUAGCAGUAGCGGAUUUGUCCUUGCCAACGGCGACGCAGUAGGCUACUCCUUCCACGGUGACUUUGUCAGCGGGUGGGAUCAGGAGGUGCUCACCGACGCCAUCGACCAGUGCUCUGGCAACUUGUUCGGCGACCUCGAUUCAUGUGCACCCUUCCUGCCAACUCUUCAUUACGAGACUUCUUCACCUAACUCUGACCCCGACGCAGGCUACUGUACAACGACUUCUUCCGUCAACGAAAAGGUCCUCGGUACUGGCUUUGCCAACCUGCCCAACUGUCAGGUGGUCCGCAACGGUCCAUUCAAGGGCGCUGGAUCGUGCACAAACACAACUCAGGUCGUCCCCACCAUCACCGUGGUCUCUAAUUCCACUGGACCCACCAACGCCAACUACCAAGGCUGCUACAAGGACCCUACCGGCGGACGAGCCCUCAAGACGAAGCUGACCUCGCUCACUGCUUCGAAGAUGACCAUUGAGAGCUGUCAAGCGGGAUGCACAGCCGCUGGCUACUCUGUUGCUGGUCUGCAAUACGCCGAUGAGUGCUGGUGCGGAAACUCCUUCACUUACGGAACGACCAAGCUGAAGGAUGAAUUCUGCAACAUGGCCUGUGCUGGCAACUCGACGGAGAUCUGUGGUGCGGGCAACACCAACAGUGUCUACUCUACGUCGCCCGUCACCACUCUGUCCCUCCCCGUCAUUCCCGCCACUGCCGGUUCAGCAAACUACUGGGGUUGUUACGCAGAAGGUACUGGCUCUCGUCUAUUGAAGUCUGCCUCGUACGCCAACUCAUCCAACACGCCCACACAGUGUGCCAACUACUGCACGGCCAAGGGAUACCCCUUCUCUGGUACCGAGUACUCGAGCGAAUGCUACUGUGGAACAAGCGCUAUGAUGAAGUCGGCCGUCUUGGGAUCAGACAGCGGAUGCAGCAUGCUGUGCUCUGGAAAUGCUACUUCUUACUGUGGAGGAUCUUCCAGGCUGCAAAUCUAUUCUGCAAUGGUCAACCCGAAUGCUACGGUCAGCAACUCGAAUACUGUCGCCAGCAACUCCACCAACUCUACGAUUGUUUCUUCCACGACGCAGAGUACUUCGAGCUCGUCCACAUCGACUCCUCUCAGCUCUUCGACAUCCCUGAGCAGCACCUCGACUCCCCUCAGCAGUACCUCGACCUCAAAGACCAGCACCUCGACUUCGACUACGAGUACCUCGACCUCGAAGAACAGCACCUCGACCUCGACGAAGGCCGCCACAUCCACAAAGGCUAGCUCGACGACCCUGCUGGUUCUGUCGACGACGACGAUUCGCAUCACCUCUACUAGCACCGGUCUCGCGACCACCAAGACCACUACAAGGACCACAACGAGCACCAUUACCAAGACGACUGUAGUAGCCGCCAAUGGUAACGCGGUUGCUCUUCCUACCGCUACCUCUUCCUCCUCUUCGUCGUCGUCUUCGUCGUCGACUAAGAGAACUACAUCUUCUACAAAGAAGACUACUUCGUCCUCAAAGAAGACGACGUCGACUAAGAAGCGAGCACGCUCCCUGCCUACGCGUCUCCCCAGCUACUCGUAGAUCAUCCGCUCGCUCUCUCCAACCAUCGAACCUACUCCCUUCCCUUUCUUCUCUUUCUCCCACCACGGACAGUCCUUCCCCCUUCCCCCUCAAAGCUCUCCAAUUCAACUGUAUCAGUACGCCCAACUCGCUCUUCUUCCUUCUUUAGACUUCUUUAGAGCUCGCCCUCUCCUUUCAAUUUGCAUUAGACAAGAGGAAGGAGAAGAGGAAAUGACACACAUACCCACCCUUUUUUAUUUGGCCAAAGUACCUUGAUUGGAGCGUUUGAAGAGAGUGUGCGUCUUGUUGCUUACUUGGGUGAUCUGAAGCGAGGAA
Molecule: messenger RNA, 2751 nt
Organism: Microstroma glucosiphilum
Lineage: Eukaryota; Fungi; Basidiomycota; Exobasidiomycetes; Microstromatales; Microstromataceae
Product: WSC-domain-containing protein
Exons: 2
Coding region: 130-2436 (768 amino acids)
Source: RefSeq, a predicted model, not a curated record